Molecule: messenger RNA, 1907 nt
Organism: Haliotis rufescens (red abalone)
Lineage: Eukaryota; Metazoa; Mollusca; Gastropoda; Lepetellida; Haliotidae
Product: mediator of RNA polymerase II transcription subunit 11-like
Exons: 3
Coding region: 86-607 (173 amino acids)
Biological process (GO): regulation of transcription by RNA polymerase II
Cellular component (GO): mediator complex
Molecular function (GO): transcription coregulator activity
Source: RefSeq, a predicted model, not a curated record
UAACUAGUUUUAUGUUGGUAUAUGCAGUGAACUUUACGCUCCUUCACAAGUAUGUGUAGACGAAAGCCCAGUCAAGGAAAAGACGAUGACGUAUUUCGCUCCCAAUUUUGCGCCACCUACAGGGCAAACACCCGCGCUUGAAACAAUGGCGGGAGGAGGACCCCGAGAUAAGCUUGUACAGUUGGAGCGGAUUGAACGAGACAUUGCCUCAUCUUUACAGAGCGCGGGUCAAGCCCUGCAGGAACUGUCCAAGGACAAACCUAGUCUGAAGCAGGCAGAAAGUCAUACUACCAGCUUCCUCAAGACUCUACAGGAAGUAGAGAACGGCAUGCAACUGCAGAUAAACUAUCUCACACAGGUGUCCACAGGUCAGCCGCACGAGGGAUCCUGCUACUCUGCUCAGAAGGACCUACAGAUGGCGUACCAUCGGAUGGAGCACGUCAAGAGUCGGCUCGGCGAGCUGGAGAAGAUCCGGAUGGAGCAUCUCCGACAGAGGCAGGGUCAGAUGGUCCGGAGCUAUUCCUUGCCAGAGCAUCUUCCUCCACCCCCUCUGCAGCAUCAGCAGCUGCCCCACCCCAUGCCUCAUCCACAACAUCAGUUCCACUGAGGCAGGGCAACAUCGUCAACUACAUCAAUCGGAACGGUUCUGUAGUGUAGAAGCAACAUCCACCGCAUGCCGCACCCUUAUCAACAGCGACUGUUCCAUAGCGUAAAAGCAACAUCUACGACAUGCUGCACUGCCACCGUUCGCAGCAUCAACAUCAUCAGUGUUGAAACAACAUCUACAACUUGACCCACCAACAUCAUCAACAGCAUCCGUUUCACAAUGUCAAAACAACAUCUACGGAACAUCCACAUCGGCAGAUCUACUGGGUCAAAGCAACAUCGGCGCCAUACAAACAGUGUCAAUCUGAUUUCGGUGGCAUGUCUAUCAAAGGUCAAGGUUAUUGUUAAGGUCAUCAUGAAGUGGUAUAAUUUAUUGCCGAUUACUGUCACCUUUACUUGUACGACUUGUCCUGACCUUGCUGUUUAAGUUCGACUGAUGAAGGUCAAGGUUACAGCAAUAUUGGAGUCCAUACUAUUUUCAUAUGGGUGUUUUGCAUGCAGUGGUCGAUAAGGACAGAUGAUAAGACCAUAUGAUUCCAUAAAUGGAUGUACCAUUACCAGAAUAGACCUUUUAUAGUGUACGCAACUUUCAUAAGAAUCGUGGAAGAAUAUUACUUUCUGGUUUCAACUCUAUUGGUAGUAGGCAUAUGACUCCCAAAACAGGAAGUAGUGAUAUCUUAGUGGAUGGUUCUACUUUUGAACCCAUGCUUGUCAUAAGAGGUGACUAACAGGAUCGGGUGGUCAGACUCGCUGACUUGGUUGAUGCAUGUCAACGUAUCCCAAUUGCGUGGCACGAUGCUCAUGAUGUCAGUCACUGGAUUGUCAGGUCCAGACUCGAUUAUUUACAGAUUGCUGUCAUAUAGCUGGGAUAUUGCUGAGUGCAGCGUCUUAGGAGAAGCAGUAUGCUGUCCAGAGUUGUGUCCCUUUGUUGCUCAAGGACUUCAAAUCCAUCAUCACCCCAUUGUAAUCAUAUAUUUCCAUACCUAUUCUGUGGACAUCCCAAAGUGGUAGACAUCUACGACCCCAUUCACUUAAAAGUACUAGUGACCCAGAAGAAUUGGGGAAGAAAUGGUCUUCAGCAACCCAUGCUUGCCGUAAAAGACGACUAUGCUUGUUGUACGAGGCGACUAAGAUUGUCAUUAGAGGCGACUAACUAGUUUGGGUGGUCGGGCUGACUGACUCGGUUGAUGCAUGUCAUCGUAUCCCAAUUGUGUGGAUCGAUGCUCACGAUAUCCAUCACUUGAUUGUCCGGUCCAGACUCGAUUAUUUACAGACCGCUGUCAUAAAGCUGGAAUAUUGCU